UUUUCUUUUAGAUUAAUCAAGAUUUGAUUUUUUAGUAUAAAUAAUAUAAACCAGCGGCCCAGGGAAUAUGUGGAAAAACCUGUCAGAGAUGGAAGUCUCAAAGGAAUCAGAGACACAAUGCCCAUCUUCUCAAGAACCUGCAAUUCAAAAACUCUUUGUCUCCAGCCGCAUUUUCCAGACUUCAGAGGUCAAACAAGAUGGACAUUUGCAAGGCAACCUUAUUAUAAAGGAUAAAGCAAAUUCUCAUCACCAAGCAGGCAUGAAGGCUGUAGAUCAGCUAGAGUUUGAGAGGGCUGUCACUUGCUUUACAAAAGCCAUAACACUAAAACCAGAAGAGACUCGGUUUUAUGUAGCGAGAGCAGAGGCCUAUCUUCAGCUAUGUGAUUUCAAGUCUGCAGCCCUGGACUAUAAACAUGCCCGUUAUCUGGAACCAGAGAAAAAAUCUUACUUGCAUCGCCUUGCCUUUAUUUAUUACCUGCAGGGCCAGUGUUAUUAUGACCAGGGAAUGCUCUUUGAGGCUUUGGAAUCUUUUGCCAAAGCUGUUGAACUGAAGCCUGACUUUAGGCCUUAUCACAUGAGAAGCUUGGCAUGUCUGACUGCGCUGGGUCGUCACUCUGAUGCUAUUCGGCUGUUGACAAACUGCUUUGAGAGUGACCCUCCAUCCAGUGACCUCUACACUCUAAGAGCACGUCUACAUCAUCAAUUUAAUCAGCACUUGCAUUGUUACUAUGACCUGAAGGCAGCCCUGAGGCUUAAUACGAGCUGUCCGGAGGCGCAGGCCUUGCUGGAUAUGAUGGCGCAGGGAGCCGAGUGCUCUCGUCAGCAGGCUGUGACUAAUGCAGUGGAGGGAGAGUUGUCUCAAGCCCUGGAAAAGAUUUCCACAGCUCUAGAGCUGAACCCUGAAAACUCUCAAUAUUAUGUUUUAAGAGGGACCCUUUACCGCAGACUGAAAGAUUUUACUUCUGCCAUUGAGGAUUUGAUGAUUGCAGUGGAAUUACGUAACGAUGAAGCAAAAGAUAUUGAUGGAGAAAGCCCCAAGGAGUCUAAGGAUCUGGACCAAGAUGCUUACAUCCAACUAGUGCUCACGUACAAUGAUUUUGCAGUCCACUGUUUCAACCAAGGCUUCUACAGCGAGGCCACCAUGCUUUUCAACAAAGCCAUCCAGGAGCAGAGUGUUGAGAGUGGGCUCUUUAUUAACAGAGGAGACUGUUUCUUUAGGCAGAAGGAGUGGCUUCUUGCUCUGGCUGAUUAUCAACAGGCUGAGAAGUUGAACCCCCAAAAUACAAUCAUUUGGCUUCGUUUGGCUGUUAUUCACAAUACACUGGGACUGCACAGUUAUGAGGAACUGAAUUUUCAGGAGGCAGCAGACAAGUUCUCAGUGGCCAUUAAGUACAAUCCUGGGGUGGCUCAGUAUUAUGGCAAUCAGGCUAAGGCUCUCAGCAGAAUGCAGCGUAUGGAGGAGGCUGAGCAGAAUGCUGUCUGUGCUCUCCUCUUAAGUUCCGCUAAUGAUGAGCUCGUCCCUCUGCUGCUCAGACUGUUCCCAGGCUGCUCUCUGUCAGAUGUCAUAUCCAGUGGCACUGCUCAAACAGUCAAAGCUCAGCUGAUGGAGCGAAUCCAGACCUGGAAACUAGCAGGCUUUCCUGUGUCAAGGCUGUCUAAUACGCUUGAGAAGAUGGUCCUUAGACACGACACUGACAGCCAGUCGGAAACAGUCUCUGAAAAGGCUCCAAGCAGGCAGGACGUGGAAGUGAGAUUUAAUCCUGUUGAAUACACUCAAGAUCUGGUCGGGAGCAGGGAACAGGUGAGUGAAGCGGUGAAGAAGCUCCUGCAUCAUAGGCUGUCUCUACAUCACACCGAACCUCGAAUUGCCCCGCUUCGCAUCACACAGAACUUAGAGGAGCAGGUAGCUGCUCGCACUUCUAAGCGUCCAUACUCCUGGAAGAAUUUUGGAGGUCUGGGCCUUCACACCUAACACCAUGCCUGAAAGUAGAAGGGAAGUUACAUGAAAUGUCUUGAGCCUUAUAGAUGAGUUUAAUGUGAAACACAGCAAUCAUUAUGCAAUCAUAAUGUGCAGAUGUUUCUAUUUUAUUGAAAUUUGAA
Molecule: messenger RNA, 2100 nt
Organism: Clarias gariepinus (North African catfish)
Lineage: Eukaryota; Metazoa; Chordata; Actinopteri; Siluriformes; Clariidae
Product: tetratricopeptide repeat protein 16
Exons: 13
Coding region: 68-1972 (634 amino acids)
Molecular function (GO): protein binding
Source: RefSeq, a predicted model, not a curated record